GACAUGUCAUGUACCUACAAAAGAAUCGUUUUGUUUUGUGAUUGUGAUUUUGUCGCUUUGGAUAUUUUAAUUAAUAAAUAAUUAUAUACAAUGUCUUCCGAUGAACAAAAAGAUAUCAUACAAUAUGUCCCAUUUAUGUCUUUUGUACACCCGUCGUUUUGGCAUACUUUAACUGAGGUUAAAUUGGAUGUGGAUAAAUUGAACGAGACUACCAAACAUAUUUUUGGGCGUUUCACUUACAGAGAAGACAUAGGAUCAGUCUUUGAAGUUGAUGGAACAUCUUUUAACAGCACGCCACAAGAAGAACAAUUUUUUCAAAAUGUUACUGGCAUUAUAAUGAAUAAGAAUACUGUUGAAGAGUUCAAAAAUAUUGAUAAAGCUGGUCUAUUAAACUCAGUGGGACAGCAGUUUUGGACAAAUAUAAAGAAAAAGUUGUGGAUUGCAGACCCCAGUUCUUUACUCAAUUUCAUUAUUUUGUCAUUUGCUGAUCUAAAAAAAUUUCACUAUUAUUAUUGGUUUGCGUUUCCUGCACCAACUCAUCCAAUUGUUCAUAUGAAAGAAAAGAGCAAAUCUAUAGCUGAACACUUCAAUAACCAGCAAACUGAAGAUAUAGCAACUGGCUACAAAGGUCUAGAUUCUGAACAGAAAUCAUUCUGUAUAGUGACCAAGAAGAAUGAUAAAGUUUCAGUAUUACCAUUGUGUAAAGUAUUGCACAAAGACUACUGCAGUUUAAGUAAUGAAUUGAACAAUUUAUAUUUCUGUUUUGCUGAUUCAAGCAAUACUGGAAACCCUGGUUGGCCGUUAAGAUUGUUUUUAGCCGCAUUACUAGAUCACUAUCCUGAUUUUGCUGGUAAAGUGGCUCAAAUAUUGGCAUUAAGAUGCAGCAAUGGCGGGGGAAUUCAUAACAGUCAGAUCUACACAAUUCAUAUUCCUAAGAACAUACAGCCUGCUGAUAGUGCUGGUUGGGUAGGUUGGGAGAGGAAUGACAAGGGGAACUUUGGGCCCAAGCUUGCAAAUAUGUCUGCUUCUAUGGACCCAAUGAAAUUGAUAGACACAUCUUCGGACCUGAACAUCAAGCUGAUGAAGUGGCGGCUGGUGCCAGACCUGGACGUGGACGUGAUGAAGACCACCAAGUGUCUGCUGCUCGGCGCCGGCACGCUGGGCUGUCACGUGGCACGCGAUCUUCUGGCUUGGGGAUUCCGCCACAUAACGUUCAUAGACAACGGAAAAGUGUCAUAUUCGAACCCGACACGGCAAGUUCUGUUCACAUACCAAGACUGCAUCAACGGCCGGGGGAAAGCGGAGGCCGCGGCUGAGAAUCUCAGAAAUAUAAUGCCCACUGUUAUAACCAAAGGUCUUCCUGCCCACAUCCCGAUGCCAGGCCACCCAGUAGGGGAUUCCCUCAGAGAGGAAACUAUUUCCAACGUGAAGAUUCUCACGGACGCCAUUACAGAACACGACGUCAUCUUCCUUUUGCUCGACACGAGAGAAGCAAGAUGGCUGCCAACGCUUAUUGCCGCUCAUUAUGGAAAGAUAGUAAUAAAUGCAGCGCUGGGUUUCGAUAGCUACUUGGUGAUGAGGCAUGGAGUCGCGGGCGCCACAGCCCCAGCGACUGUACACUGCGAACGCAUCCCGGGCACGCGGUUGGGCUGCUACUUCUGUAAUGACGUCACUGCGCCGCGAGACUCAAUGAAAGACAGAACCCUGGACCAGCAGUGCACGGUGACGCGGCCGGGCGCGGCAGCCGUCGCAGGCGCAUUGGCGGUUGAAUUACUUGUGACGAUGCUGCAACAUCCACUUAGACUAGAUGCGCCAGCAGCUUACAAUUUAAAUGAAGAAACUGAAAAUUCUCAAUCAGAAGGCGUGUUAGGACCAGUGCCUCAUUCCAUCAGAGGGUUCCUCCACUCCUACCAGACAAUACUGCCAACCUGCCCAAAGUUUAAACAGUGUAUAGCAUGCUCGGAAACCGUUAUAGACAAGUAUAGAGCGGAGGGCAUAGAGUUUCUGCUCAAGGUGUUCAAUAGUGGAAGCUAUUUGGAAGAUGUGACUGGUCUCUCAGAGUUGCAUCUGACUGCGGAAAUGACUGAUGUUUUGACUUUGUCCGAUGAAGAAGAUGAAGAAUGAAGCAACCAUUUGUGACAAAUUUCCGAAAACACUUGAUAUUCUUGCUAAAAUAAUACACUCGUAUCGUAUAUUUGCUUCAAAAGCCUCUUAAAAAUAUUUAAUGUAUCUAUAAGAAAGGAAAUGGCGACUGUAUGCAUUUAAAAAUCUUAAAACUAGAAUUGCAGCUUGAUAUGUGAUAUUUAGGUAUAUACUCUUAAUAUUUAAUAAGUGAAACUCGUGUAAAUGCUGAUAAAGUUCUUUAAUAAAUAAAACUAAAUGUUGCAAUAUUAAAA
Plodia interpunctella (Indianmeal moth) is the source of this 2396-nucleotide messenger RNA. RefSeq names its product Autophagy-related 7 (gene Atg7). Gene Ontology annotation, cellular component: cytoplasm; phagophore assembly site. Gene Ontology annotation, molecular function: Atg8 activating enzyme activity; Atg12 activating enzyme activity. Lineage: Eukaryota; Metazoa; Arthropoda; Insecta; Lepidoptera; Pyralidae. The transcript has 11 exons. The record is from RefSeq and is a predicted model, not a curated record. Bases 91 to 2124 code for a protein of 677 amino acids. Gene Ontology annotation, biological process: cellular response to nitrogen starvation; autophagosome assembly; protein modification by small protein conjugation.